GUCCAUUGUUCAAGAACAUCGAUAAAACCGAAAGUUCGAUAGGUAAAACCUUAUGAACGAUAGCUAUUAAUUUUUUUUUCUUCAGAAAUUAAGAGAUAAAUUAUGCAAAAUAAAGAAAUAAAUAAAAAGUCAAUGGAGCCAAAAAAAAUAAUAAUAAUACAUGUCACAACUUGCCAAAAGAGCCAAAGGUAUCACAACUCUCUCGACCGUUUCCAAAUGUUUCUUGUUGAACUUGAAUACAAAUUGAGCGGCAUAAAAUACCACCAAAACCAGACCAAGACAAAAACCAUAUACAUGGAUUCAUGCACCUCCCAAACCAUCCAAUCCCCUCACAACUCAUCAUUAUUCGCAUCAACACAUUACAGCCGUCAACCAUUACCUCAAUCGCUCGUCCUCAGUACAUCGAGCACGCAGAAAUAUCUCAGAAACCUUGGUCGCCGCUUUUUUGUCGUCUUCCCCACGUCAUCAUCGCAUAAACCGUGUGCUUGCCUGCCGCGGAAACCCAAACCAAACCCGCAUCACCCCCGCUGUAUAAAUACCCACGCCUUCAAUGCAUCUUAUUUGAAUCUCACUUGGGUCAAAUACUCCGGAGAACGAGAUGUGUAGAUCGACUGACUACCACGGAUUGCAACCGAGGAAAGACCGGUUGAAGAUUCGGGCUUUCUUUCUGCGGUUUUCGGGUCUGAAUACCCGGGCACCGUUACCCGAAUCCCUCACUCUUUCGUUUCUUCCUCGGAUUAACGAGAACGAGUUAGAGAUCGACGGGUCGAAGAUCCGACCCGAUACGCCGGCAUUCCUCACUCUCUACCGGGUCGUGAAUGCCAAGGUGAAGGACGGGGAAGUGAUAUUCGGAUCCCGGGAGCGGGUCGAGGCCGGCGAUGGGAUCCGGUUCGAGGUUUAUCUGAGGGAAGAGAAGGUGCUGAAGGGAACUUUCAGGAAAGAUGAGGGGCAAGAGUGGAAAUUGGAGUGUAAGUGCGCGCUGGAGAGCGAGAGCGUCGCGACGGAGAUAGCUGAGGCGCAGGUCUGCGUGGCCGUGGAGGGACACGUGACGAUGAUUGAGAGGGUGAGAAUGGUGGUUAAAAAAACAAAAAAGCACCGGAACUGCGGGUUUAAGCGGCUGGAGGAGAUUCCGGAGGAGGGAGACGUGGAUUAUGAAUCAGACGGCUGUUGUUGUAAAUGUGGAUCGGACGGUGGAGAUUCGGAGGUGGGUGGUGAGGUGGCCAGAGAGGAUAUGGAGUUAGAGGUAGAUAUGGAAGGAGUGAGAUGGGCCGUUGAUGUGGGUAUUUGGGUCAUGUGUUUAGGCGUGGGCUACUUUGUUUCCAAAGCCUCUGCCAAAACAUUAAGACGCAGAAGAUUAUUUUAAGCCCAAUGGGUUUUUGGUAAUUUCAAAUCUUGAAAUUUUGACACGUUGUUGAGAGUUCAAUGGUAAAGACCCAAAAGAAGUAAAGGUCAUAAUGAUUUCAAUGAAUUUAAUUAAUUUCGUUUUUAAGAUAAUGGGGUCAACUCAUCUAAUCACAUCACAGCUUAGAUUUCUCUAUUGCAGGAAGUUAGUUAUAGAAGAUUCCAAUAUCCCUUGUUUGUGUUGUGUUUUCAAUUAAAGCCUUUUCCAUCCUGGCUUCAAUUAUAUAAACUUUUUGCCUUGGGUUUCAC
Molecule: messenger RNA, 1650 nt
Organism: Prunus persica (peach)
Lineage: Eukaryota; Viridiplantae; Streptophyta; Magnoliopsida; Rosales; Rosaceae
Exons: 1
Coding region: 599-1363 (254 amino acids)
Source: RefSeq, a predicted model, not a curated record